Molecule: messenger RNA, 5640 nt
Organism: Heterotrigona itama
Lineage: Eukaryota; Metazoa; Arthropoda; Insecta; Hymenoptera; Apidae
Source: the annotation of a GenBank genome assembly
AUGGAUAACUAUAUGCCUUGUAUUCUUACUGGCUUUAUAUUUUAUGCCUUUGGCCUAAAGUGGUGUUAUGAAUAUGCUAAAUAUUGGGUAUCUCUAAGACCUAGAGAUGAUCCACAUACAACAAAAGGACUAAGAUUUAUAGAAAAAUGUGAGAAACUUAUAAACAGACAUCCUAUAGAAGGAAGUUUAAAACUGAUAGCUACUGCUAUAGGAUUAGCUGGUACAAUAACUGGUGGUUUACAACAAGUUGGAACAGUGUCUCCAAAAGUUGUACUUGCUACAAUCUAUUUAUUCUUUGCAUUCUCUGGUUUGGUUGAUGUCUUAAAUUUUUAUUUCCCUCAUAAUGUGAGUGAAGGAUUAGUAAAAUUGGCACUUGCUCAAAGCUUUUUUAUAGAAGGAUUUCUUUUCUUGUGGGGAAGUGUUGGAAACAAUGCAUUAGUUGAUAGAAUUUUGGCAUUAAUAGUAUGGACGACAUCUUUAGCUAUUACUUUAGAGCUUGUGUGGCCUGAAUUAAAGCUUCUAAGAGGCUGUACAACAUUACUCCAUGGUGGUUGGAUAGCUCAUGUAGUUCGUGUAUAUCAUACAGUACCAAUAUUACCAGAAGGUAUUGCUCUGAUAUUUUCUUGGCAUGUAGCUGCUGCUUCAGCUGUAACAUUAUGUAUAGUAGCAGCAACAAGAAGUUGUGCUCCUAAGCUUAUGAUGGAAGAACCACCAGAGAUACCUAUUUAUGAUUAUUGUCAAGAACCAGAACAGAGAAUUCAAUAAUCAUGGCCUGAUGUUAUUUACUUUUUGAGAAAUAAACAAGCAAAAUGGAAACAAUAACAACAACUGCAGAGCCUAUGGAGGAAAGUCCUGAAAAAGUUCAAACAAGUCCUCCAAUACAAGUAGUAAGAGUACCAGUAAAACAUGCUAAUCUUGGAAUAAGGAGCCAUGCCAUGGAUAUGAGUACAAUGGUAGAACUUACUUCUUUUAGUACACUCGGCAAAAUACAACCUUUUUUAGUUACUAUAACAACUACUGCAGCUUUAUUGGUAGAUUUGCACUGUCAUUUAACAGAUAAAGAAGUUUGUGGCUAUUUAGGUGGUCAUUGGGAUAUUAAUUCACACAAUCUAUCUAUAACAACUGCUUUUCCAUGCCGAUAUUCUGGCAAAGAUAAAUCAGCUGCAGCUGCAGUUGAAGCUGAAAUUGCAAGAGCAAUGGAAUGGAAACGUGUGACUUUAGUUGGCUGGUAUCAUUCUCAUCCUAGAUCUCAUGCUUCUCCUUCUCUUAGAGAUGUUGAUUCUCAAUUAGAUUAUCAAAUUAAAAUGAAAGGACCUAGUGAUAAUGGUUAUACACCAUGUGUAGGAUUAAUAUGUUCUCCUUAUAAUACAGAUGGCAGUUGUUAUGAAUCAAAUUUUAAUGUUUUUUGGUCUUUACCACCUCCAGAAAAUCGGCCUCAUGAGUAUCCGAGACCAAUGCUUUUGAGUUAUACAUUAUCUCAAGAGCAUUUUCUUUCUCAAGAUACAUUAGAAGAAAUUUGUUCUUUAGCGUCCAAGUUACCCGGGCGUAAUAGGUCGAAUGGUUCAUAUUGGGAUGUAAUUAGAGAAAUGAUUUGUCCUGGUUCUGAAGAUGGAGCAUCACCGGAAUUUCUAGCAAUGAAAUUCCCUCUAGUACCAGUCUCAGAAUCACUUGUUCCCUCAGUUCCACCAGGAGUUGGUCUUGCACCUAAUAAUGCAGCUGUCUUUCUUACACCUGUGAAUUUUAAGCCUGAUGGUGCCAUAAUUACUCCUACAUCAAAACCUUUCGUGAUGCAGCCAUCUACAUCCAGAGAUAAUAUUAAAAAAGAUAUUAUAACGACAGACACUGCAUCAAUCACGCAAUUAAAAGACGGAAACUCUACAUCUAAGCAGCACAUAUCACCAUCAGAAGUGAUGCCCAGCUUUCAAUCUGGAGAACUCACAGUUUCUGUAAAAAAUGCUAAAUGUGACUAUGAUUUUGCACCAACUGAUUUUUCAAAAGUAUCCAAUCCUCUCGGAACGGAUAUAAGUAUCAAUAAAACGCGUUCAUCUACAACACCUGAUUUUCCUCUAGCUGAUAUAACACAACAAAUUUCUAAAUUUUCGGACUUAUCAAAAUUAGCUAAUUUUUCUACAGCGGAUUUGGCGAAACUCUCUGGAUUUCCUAUUCCAGAUUUUGCAAGAACAUCGCCAUCGCCAUCUGCUUAUAUGCGUAAUAUUGCAAAUUUGUUUGGACCAAUUGGUAAAAUUUCUCCUGCGAGAGAUAUUGACUCGAACGAACGUAAAUCAAACGAUUUCGCUAUGGUUGAUCCUAUUCAAUCGCCAUUUAAAACAACUAUUGGGUCUUCAGAAUCUUGUAGAAAUUUUUCUGCAACUCCAGAAGACUACUCAACUGAUCGAAAAAAAAUGGAAGUACAAAACGAUAAUGCAAAAAUUAAUCGAUCAAAUGAGUAUCAAGGAACUGAAGAUCUAUCAAUUUCUAAAUCUGAAUUUGGUGGUAUGUUAGAUAUGACCACAAUACAUAAGAAACAACAACAAUCACAAAGUAGUGAUAUUGCCGACUCAUUAAAUUUAUCGAAAGAUCGUCAGUAAUUUUUCUAUGUUAAUCAGUAUUUUACGACUAUGAUAAUUUCUAUACAUUGCUGCCUGCAUAAAUAUAGUUAAAUAUAAUUUGUAUUCUUACAUUUACUUGUAAAACAUAUUUACAUACAAAUUAAAUUAUUUUUUGUAAUUCUAGAAAUACUCAAACGUGCUUAGUUUGUAUAUUUAUUGUACUUAAUAAACUGUUUUUUAUAAUUGUCUUUAUGUUCAUUUAUGCAAUUAUAUUUAAUUCGAUUAUUUUUAUUUUUAUUUCCACAUUAAGAUAUUGACGUAUUUUCAAAGUAUAUGUAUAUUUGUAGAUUGUAGCAAUAUUGCAUCAUUUUAUGUAGUAGUGCUGAGUGUUUGUGAACAUAUGAAUGAUUAAUAUGUUCCGGCCAGCAAGAACUUUGUUAUAUUCUUUAAGUCGUAUCAAGGAAUGUCGUACAGUACAUGUUAAUAGUCAAAAUUUAUCAGAAAUUACAGAAUAUGAGUGAUCCACGAGUAUUGGAUAAAAUGAUGCCCUAUCUCACAUCAUAUUAUGGAAAUCCACAUUCCAGAACUCAUAUGUAUGGAUGGGAAACAGAAGCUGCUGUUGAGCUUGCUCGCAAACAAGUAGCAAACUUAAUAAGUGCAGAUAAUAAAGAAAUUAUAUUCACAUCUGGUGCCACAGAAUGUAAUAACAUAGCUGUUAAAGGUGUUGCAAGAUUCUACAAAGAAAGAAAAAAUCAUAUUGUGACGACUCAGAUAGAACACAAAUGCGUAUUGGAUUCUUGUAGAGCUUUACAAGCAGAAGGAUUUGAAGUAACAUAUAUUCCAGUAAAUCCAAAUGGCCUUAUUGAUCUUAAUCAAUUAGAAGAUGCAAUUAGACCAACUACUUCUCUGGUUUCUGUUAUGAUGGUAAAUAAUGAAAUUGGUGUACAACAACCAAUUGCAGAAAUUGGUGCCAUUUGUAGAAAGAAGAAAGUAUUUUUCCAUACAGAUGCAGCUCAAGCAAUUGGUAAAAUUCCAAUUGAUGUUAAUGCUAUGAAUAUUGAUUUGAUGUCUAUUAGUGGUCACAAAAUAUAUGGUCCAAAAGGGGUUGGAGCCUUGUAUGUAAGAAGAAGGCCAAGGGUACGCAUAGAAGCAAUUCAAAGUGGUGGUGGCCAAGAAAGAGGUAUGAGAAGUGGUACUGUUCCAGCACCUUUGACAGUAGGCCUAGGAGCAGCUUGUGAUUUAGCACAAAUAGAAAUGGAGUAUGAUCACAAAUAUAUUACAAUGCUUUCGAACCGAUUGAUUGACAAAAUAAUGUCCAAUCUACCACAUGUUAUACGUAACGGAGAUCCGGUAGCUUGGUAUCCUGGAUGUGUAAAUUUGUCUUUUGCAUAUGUAGAAGGAGAAUCUCUAUUAAUGGCUCUAAAAAAUGUUGCUCUGAGUAGUGGUUCUGCUUGCACUAGUGCGAGUUUGGAACCUAGUUAUGUUUUAAGAGCAAUUGGAACAUCAGAAGAUCUAGCACAUUCCAGUAUCAGUCCAUUAUGGGAAAUGGUCGAAGAGGGAAUUGAUUUGAAAACUAUUAAAUGGACUCAACACUAAUGACGUUUUGUCACAUAGUUCCAACUAUCUAAUAUGAAGAUAGUUUGGAUCCAAUAUACAAUGCUGACUGUGAGUGAUAUAAAUAAAUUAAGUUUAAUUAAGUAAAAUACUUUUCAAUAUAUAAUAAAUUUAUUUAAACUUUUCUGCUUUUAUGACUUCUUUAAGAUUUAAUUAAUUUCACAAAUUCUAUUAAUAUUCCCCCUUUUCCUCCCAUUUUUUGUUUCGGGAUAUUUCUCUCAUAGAAAAACUUGGCAUUAUCGUUGCUUGAUAUAAAAAGAUAUUUUCACUCAUCACACUUUAUUAUUGUGUGUUGAGUUAUUCGAGUUGUAAAGAAUAUUGCAUCAGGAUCAUACACUUGCUAAUAUUUAUUAUUUAGCACAAACAUGAUGGAUCAGCAGCUUCAUCAAUAUAUGAAAUUUUAAAUCUGUCUUUGUCCAUUUCAUGCAAUUCCAUGCGUGAUCUAUUAGCUUCCACUAGAUGCUGUGCUAUGUCUUCGAACAUUUCAUGUAUCCCUUCUCCAGUCUUACAUGAUGUCUUAUAUAUGCCAGAAAUUAAAUUGUGACAUUGUUACCAAAAUUGUUCCAUUUCUGCAUCUGUAACUUGUGGAGCUGUGCUUUCUAAAUCACUUUUAUUUCCACAUAGAAAUAUUUUUGCAUUUUCAGCAUAUGUAACAAUAUCAAGUAAAUGUUGAGAUAAGAGAUGAAAAGAUGUUGAAUUAUCUAAUGCAAAAACUAGUAUAGCAGCUUCUGCAAAUUUAUAAUAGCUGGAUGUUACUGAUGCAACUCUUUCCAUACCACCCGUAUCCCACAAUUGCAAUCGUAUUCGUCUGUCCUCAACGACAUAUUCUUUAUCGAUAUUAUCGAGACCCAAUGUCGAUUUUCUAUCGCUGCUCGCUAUAAACGUAUUAUUCGCGAACCGCCUAAAUAUAGAUGUCUUUCCAACACCAUAUUCACCGCAUAGAAUAACCUUCUGUUCGGUUACUUUAACAGUAGCCAUGUUAGGCUUAUGUCACUUCGCCGGUUGUAUUGAAAUACAAAAACUGCAGCAUCAGUAAUAACAAAUCAUAAUAUUUAAUUGCAUUUUCUGCGAUGAUGCAAACAUUUUAUUCAAUGGUCAUUUGCCUGUAUACAGUCACACAAGCGUGAUGACAGUCGUGAUUAUAGAAGUAUCAUAUCAGUAACGGACCAUAAAACACUGCUAGGCAUAAAAUACCUAUUCACAUUGAUACAAUACUUGAAUUAAAUAUGAACAUUAAGUAAGGAUAGGAUAGACAUGACAUUGGGACUUUCCAUUUCACUGGAACAAUAAAAAAUUUGCAAUGGAUUGUGUCUACAAUAUAUUACAGCGAACAUAAGUUGUAAGUAGCAUUAUUUUUAUUACAUGAUUUCAAAUAAUAUCUAUAAUAGAAAAAUUUUGUUGAAUAUAAUGGAAAUUCAUGAGUAAAGUGAGUAAAAUUGAGUAUGGUGAAGCAUUACUACAUUUAUUAUUAUGUACU